This is a messenger RNA of Aplysia californica (California sea hare), 507 nucleotides long. RefSeq lists its product as uncharacterized. NCBI's taxonomy places the organism in Eukaryota, Metazoa, Mollusca, Gastropoda, Aplysiida, Aplysiidae. The record is from RefSeq and is a predicted model, not a curated record.
CAAACAGACAGGCAUUGGACAACAUACUUUUGCACCUGUCACAAUGGUGUCCCAUUCGUUAAAGAUUCAGGGUGUAUUCUUGGAGAGGAUGGUUAAUGAGAUGUCUGAAGACCAAGGCAAAGGGCUUGCACACGAUGGGAUGAUGAGCCUUGUCAAGUCAUUUUGUCACACCAGCCCUAUCUGGUCCCAUUUCACUUUGAUUACCCUGUCAAACAAGUCAGCCUUCGCCCCUGCAGACAAGCAAAUCUACAUGGACAACUUUUCUACAAGAUGCACUCGUCUCAAAGACCUGUCUCAUCAGGGAAUUCGGGCAGCUGGAAUGCUGAGAACUGACAGGAAAACAGGAGAAGCCUGCCCAGUGACCUGCUGCCAAAAGCCCUCCAGUUGCUCAUUGAAGUUUUUGGAUUGAAGUUCCUUCUUCGUUGUUGAGCUAAUAACAAUUGGUCACUUUUAAAGAUAAACGGGCUAACCCAGAUUUCAGGGGUUUCCAGAAAUCUUAACCUACAC